AGCAGCCUGCCAGGCACCGGAGCCCAAAUGAAGCCCCGAGCCUCUGCCCGCGCCUGUGCCAUCGUGCUGGUCCUGCUGCCGCUGCUGGCUGUCCUCCAGACCACCCGUGCCCAAAAGAAUGCCAUCGACAUCUACAGCCUCACUGUGGACUCCAGGGUCUCCUCCCGGUUUGCCCACACGGUCAUCACCAGCAGGGUGGUCAACAGAGCGGAUUCCAUACAGGAGGCCACCUUCCAGAUGGAGCUGCCCAAGAAAGCCUUCAUCACCAACUUCUCCAUGAUCAUCGACGGUGUGACGUACCCAGGGAACAUCAAGCAGAAGGAUGCAGCCCAGGAGCAGUACAGCGCGGCUGUGGCCAGGGGGGAGAGCGCUGGCCUCGUCAAGGCCACUGGGAGAAAGAUGGAGCAGUUCCAGGUAUCGGUCAGCGUGGCUCCCGCUGCCAAGGUCACCUUCGAGCUGGUGUACGAGGAGUUGCUCAAGCGGCGUCUGGGAGUGUAUGAGCUGCUGCUGAAAGUCCAGCCCCAGCAGCUGGUCAAGCACCUGCAGAUGGACAUUCACAUCUUCGAGCCUCAGGGCAUCAGCUUUCUGGAGACAGAGAGCACCUUCAUGACCAAUGAGCUUGCAGACGCCCUCACCGUCUCACAGAACCAGACCAAGGCUCACAUCCGAUUCAAGCCGACGCUCUCCCAGCAACAGAAGUCUGCGAAGCAACAGGACACGGUCGUGGAUGGCGACUUCAUCGUCCGCUAUGAUGUGAACCGCACCCUCUCUGGAGGCUCCAUUCAGAUCGAGAAUGGCUACUUUGUGCACUACUUUGCCCCCGAGGGUCUGUCCAUGAUACCCAAGAAUGUGAUCUUCGUCAUCGACACGAGUGGCUCCAUGAUGGGCAAGAAAAUCCAGCAGACUCGGGAAGCCCUCAUCAAGAUCCUAGAGGACCUCAGGCCCGAAGACCACUUCAACCUCAUUAGCUUCAGCGGGGAAGCAACCCAGUGGAAGCCAUCGCUGGUGCCAGCUUCGACCCAGAACGUGGAGGAGGCCAAGAAAUACGCUAACAGCAUCAAGGCUCAUGGAGGAACCAAUAUCAACGAUGCGAUGCUGAUGGCCGUGCAGCUGCUGGAGACAGCCACCCGGGAGGAGCAGCUGCCCUCAGGGAGCGUGUCCCUUCUCCUCCUCCUCACUGAUGGCGACCCCACUGUGGGCGAGACCAACCCCACGGUGAUCCAGAAGAAUGUGCAGGAGGCCAUAGGCGGUCAGCACAGCCUCUUCUGCCUGGGCUUUGGCUUCGACGUCAGCUACGCCUUCCUGGAGAAGCUGGCGCUGGACAACGGCGGCCUGGCUCGGCGCAUCUACGAGGACUCGGACUCCGCCCUGCAGCUGCAGGACUUCUACCAGGAGGUGGCCAACCCCCUGCUGACCGCAGUGACCUUCGAGUACCCAGGCAAUGCCGUGGAGGAGGUCACGCAGGACAGCUUCCGGCUGUUCUUCAAGGGCUCCGAGAUGGUGGUGGCCGGGAAGCUCCGGGCCCAGAGCCCUGAGGUGCUCUCCGCCAAAGUCAGCGGGCAGCUGCCCACGGAGAACAUCACCUUCCAAAUGGAGUCCCAGGUGGCAAAGCAGGAAGAGGAGUUCCGACAGCCCAAGUACAUCUUCCACGGCUUCAUGGAGAGACUCUGGGCGUACCUGACCAUCCACCAACUGCUGGAGCGAAUGGUUUCUGCGUCUGAUGCUGAUAAGCAGGCCCUGGAGACCCAAGCUCUGGGCUUGUCGCUGAACUAUAGCUUUGUCACCCCCCUCACGUCCAUGGUGGUCACCAAACCGGAAGGCCAAGACCAGUCUCAAGUUGCUGAGAAGCCCGUGGAAAGUGAAAACGUUCCCUCAGCAUCUUUCUCCACUGAUGGUCCUAUUACAGUGCUUGAUUACGUGGACGAAACAAUGGAAGCCCCCCUUCCCAUCGCUGCCCUCCAGAUGGUUCUGCCUGCCCCAGCAACCACAUCUGCUUCCCCAGCCCCCAUCCAGGCUCCCACCGUCAUCCUGCCUCUGCCUGGGCAGAGCGGGGACCAGCUCUGCGUGGACAUCAAGCGCACCCCGGGGCCAUCAUUACUCCUGCUCUCAGACCCUGACCAAGGACUCGAGGUGACUGGAGAGUAUAAGAUGAAGAAGGCCCAGUUCUCACAGAUCGAGGUGACUUUCAAGAAUCCCCAGCUGCAGGUCCAUGUGUCCCCUGAGCACGUGGUAGUGACUCGGGGCCGAAGAAGCUCUGAGUACAAGUGGAAGGAGACGCUGUUCGUGGUGAUGCCUGGCCUCACGAUGACCAUGGACAAGGCGGGGCUCCUGCUGCUCAGCAGCCCAGACAAAGUGACCAUCGACCUGCUGUCCUGGGACGGCCCUGGGCAGGGGCUUCGGCUGCUUCUGCGGGACACUGACCGCUUCUCCAGCCACGUCGACGGGAUCCUUGGCCGCUUUUACCGGGGCGUGCUCUGGGGACCCCCAGAUGCCACAGAUGACAGCAAGCGAACACUGAGGGCUCAUGGGUUUGACUUCAAUGCCACCAGAAAGCUCAAGCUGGAUUACCAAGAGGGGACCCCAGGAACAGAGAUUUCCUGCUGGUCUGUUGAGCUAUAGUCCUGAUGGCAGGAGUUAUACCCACCCACCAACCCCAAUGCCACCCCACUGUGUGCAGAUGGCUAUCCUCCUGUGACCACAGCCGCCUGUGGGGUCUCGACUGUGAUGGGGAGGGGAGUUCCGCUUAUUACAA
Molecule: messenger RNA, 2752 nt
Organism: Eptesicus fuscus (big brown bat)
Lineage: Eukaryota; Metazoa; Chordata; Mammalia; Chiroptera; Vespertilionidae
Product: inter-alpha-trypsin inhibitor heavy chain H4-like
Exons: 20
Coding region: 28-2619 (863 amino acids)
Biological process (GO): hyaluronan metabolic process
Molecular function (GO): serine-type endopeptidase inhibitor activity
Source: RefSeq, a predicted model, not a curated record